Molecule: messenger RNA, 1078 nt
Organism: Cornus florida
Lineage: Eukaryota; Viridiplantae; Streptophyta; Magnoliopsida; Cornales; Cornaceae
Exons: 2
Coding region: 413-904 (163 amino acids)
Source: RefSeq, a predicted model, not a curated record
UCUGCUCUUCCUUACAAAAACGGAGCACCUCAUUCUCUCACCUCCCCCUAAACCCUCCCCUCUCUCUCUAUAUUUUCUCUCUCUAGAAGUCUAUGCUAAACGAGUGUAUAAUUUGUGGAGGAGAAUCAAAAAGCUAUCUCUGUUUUUGUGUUUCUGAAUAGAAACAAUACUGUUUCUCUCUGUAAAGCAUAGUAUAAACUUCACUGAUUUUGAUAUUUAAAAGAGUGUUUGAAAAAAAAAAAAAAAGUCUUUUCUGUAAAAUGUCUCUGAUUUUUAAAUUUUUCAUUCCUGAAGAAGCAGAGGUUGAAGAAGGAGAGUGGGAAAAAGAGAGAUAAGUAGUAGAUUUUAUAUAUUCAAAGUUGCAGAACCGAAGAGAUACAGAGAACAUACCGAAGCAUUCUGGUUUUUGGCGAUGUCUGCAACGGUUUGUAGCGAUUCAAUGGUGAUAUCUGCGACAGAAUCCCAACCUGUGGCGUCGAAGGCGGCGACGACUCAAACCGAAGUGGAGUCGGCGAGAUGCGACUGUUGCGGAUUGACGGAGGAGUGUACUCUGGCGUACAUAGACCGAGUUCGGGAGCGAUACCAUGGCAAAUGGAUCUGCGGACUGUGCUCGGAGGCGGUGAAAGACGAAAUCGUUAGAUGCGAGAGUUUGAUCAGCACCGAAGAGGCCGUAACUCAGCACAUGAACUUCUGCAAGAAGUUGGAACCGCCUUCGAAUCCGACGGUUCAUUUGAUCUCUGCCAUUAAGCAUUUGCUCAGGCGAAGUCUUGAUUCUCCGAGAUCAAUCAGGUCUUUGCCGAGCAGUCCGAUGAAUCGUCGUGCUGUUCUUUCUCGAUCGGAAAGUUGUUUUCCUACUCUGGUGAAUUCAUCCUCGCGUCAUGAGAAGAAUGAAGGUAAGGAUUGAAAAGUAGGAAAUAGAGAUAGAACAGUUUCUGUUUCUUCAAUUCAAUUGCAGGAACAAAAAAUUAGGAAUAAAAACUUUAGAUGCUUAACUUAACUUAAGUUUCUCAAGUGUACAGAACAAUUUUCCUUUAUAUUUCGGUUUUUUCCAAUAUAUAUAUAUUUUUUUUUAUGUUAA